Molecule: messenger RNA, 1056 nt
Organism: Parnassius mnemosyne (clouded apollo)
Lineage: Eukaryota; Metazoa; Arthropoda; Insecta; Lepidoptera; Papilionidae
Source: the annotation of a GenBank genome assembly
AUGGGAAUUAAGAUAGGUUACUUUGUUUCAAGACUCAGUGUGCCAAAGUCGCCCGCGCAGUCGACCGCUCGACACAGUAGUGUGCGCGCGCAACUUUUAAUCGUUUUCUUUGUUCGCACAUCGAGGGAAAUGCCAACACCGGACUUCAGUUUCGAUUUGGAGUUAGGAGAACCUACAACAGAGCUGCUGGAACAUGCUCGAUUGCACUGCGGCGAAGAUCCCAACACUCGCUUACAGGCUAUAUAUGAACUGAGGGACAUGAUAUAUGAACGUGGAGAGUGUGAUCCGCACCGUAUGGAUGAUGAAUUCUUAAUUCGAUUUCUACGAGCUCGUAACUUCAUUCCACAAAGGGCGCACAGACUGAUGGUGAACUAUUAUAAAUUCAAGAAAGAAAACUCGGAACUUUUCGAAAAUGUCUACCCGUUAAAUCUUCGGCACAUAGGUGAUGCUGACAUUUUGGCUGUCCCACCUUACCACGAUCAGAAUGGACGAAGAUUACUUAUAUAUAGAAUUGGUUGUUGGGAUCCUAAAACCAUUCCGAUCGAUGAUCUUUUUAAAGCUACAAUAUUGGCUUUAGAACUGGGUAUGUUGGAGCAGCGGAACCAAAUUCUUGGAGGGCUGGCUAUCUUCGACCUGGAAAACAUUGGCACGCAACACGCGUGGCAGAUAACUCCAUACGUAGCUGCCAAAAUUGUCAAACUCUUAGUGUCAUGUUUUCCAGCGAUGACGCACGCCAUCCAUGUCAUCAAUCAUUCCUGGCUCUUCGACAAGAUGUACAAUAUAUUUAAGCCAUUCCUAAAUUCUGAAAUGCAGUCAAAAAUUUAUUUCCACGGGUACGACUUAAAGUCGCUCCAUGAACAUGUUAAACCUGAACACUUGCCAGAAAGAUAUGGCGGUGUUUGGCCCGAUUAUUCAUACACGGUUUGGCUAGAAUCGUUGAAGAAAAACUUCACAGUUGCCAAAGAAAUGAUUGAAUGUGGAUAUAAGUUCCGCGAAGAGGAAUUUUGUCCAGAAGUUGCUAGAAAAUUGAAGGAGGAAGACAUAAGGUUGUCGUAA